AUGAUGCUGGUCAUUCAAGCUGCAUGCCUGCUGGUGUACGCCGCAGCUGCGUAUGCGAGGACGGUUAGGUACGACUUUAGUGUUGGCUAUGUGACGGCAGCUCCUGAUGGAUUUGAGCGCCAAGUCAUAGGCAUCAACGGCCAAUGGCCCAUUCCCACCAUUGAGUGCGAUGUGGGCGACACGGUGUCCGUCACAGUGCAUAACAACCUGCCUGACCAGACUACAUCUCUGCAUUUCCACGGCAUCUGGCAGGGUGGAUCACAGCUCUCGGACGGCCCUAGUGGAGUUACACAGUGCCCUAUUCGGCCCGGACAGUCGUACACCUACACAUUCGUCGCCAACCCUGCUGGGACACAUUGGUACCAUGCGCACGAAAAAGGCCAGUAUCCCGAUGGCCUGCGAGGCAAGAUGAUUGUGCAUGAUCGCAAGUGGGAGAGGAGCCUGGGCAUCCACAAGCAGCUGUAUCUGUCCAUGUCUGACUGGUACCACCGCACGAUGCCUGAGAUGAUUGAAGACUACAUGAGUCCUGCUAAUACUGAGGGCCGAUUCGAUACGCCCAACUCGUUCCUCUUCAACGACAACAUUAAGCCUUUCAACUUGAAGCUUCUCAAGGGCAAGAGAUACCUGCUCCGCAUUGUCAACACGGCCGCAGUGGCAUGUGGCACGUUCCACAUUGACAACUACAAGCUCACUGUAGUCGAGAUUGACGGCGUGCAAAUGGUGCCACGCGACACGGACAAAAUCCUCCUUUGCGCCGGCCAGAGCUACGGCGUGGUAGUCAAGGGUCAGGAUGAACCAAAGCACGCAUCCCGAUGGUACGCAGAAAUGGAAACGGACAUGUUUACAGACGGCGUUCCUGCCGAUGAAGAGACGUCGGUUAUCGGAAGACUCAUCUACGACAUGAUGGAAGAGAUUGAAGAGAUGGAGAAUGCCAUGGAUUUCAAGGCCCGCGCCACGCCAGACACACUCGACGACUUUACCAUGAAGCCGCUCGACGGCCAGAAGCUCCUCGGACCCGCAAACAACCGAAUCGAAUUCGUAACCAACCAGACCUAUUUCAAGGGCAUUGGCACGCGCACGCCCAUGAAUGUCCACCCAUGGGUUCCCCCCAAGGUGCCUACGCUCUACACAGCCAUGACAACCGGCAGCAUGGACCCUGCGACAUACGGCCCCGGCGUCAACCCCUGGAUCGUCAAGUCGGGCCAAAUUGUGCAAAUCCACAUGUCCAACCCCCACCGCUACCCGCACCCCAUGCACCUCCACGGGCACGUUUUCCAGAUCGUCGCCAAAGGCACCGGCGCGUGGAACGGCGACGAAUCGGCGUUUCCCAAGGUGCCCUCGAAGCGCGACGGCGUGCUCGUGCCCGCCCAGGGCUACGCCGUGAUCCGCUUCAAGGCCGACAACCCCGGCGUGUGGUUCUUCCACUGCCACGUCGACUUCCACCUUGUCGGCGGCAUGGCCGCCACCAUCAUCGAGGCCCCGAACCUGCUGCGCGGCUCCGUGCCCGCUGCCGGAAAGGCCCUGUGUGAUGCCGGCGGCUUCAAGUCGAGCGGCAACUGCCUGGGCCAAAAGGCCAAGAUUUCGGCCGCCGACGCGAGUAAAAAGUGUAAUACCGUUUUCAACACUAAAGUCCGGAGUGCAAAGAUUACCUAGCUUGACUUGCACGUGUAUAGACUUGCUCCUUGGUAGCUUCUCGAGCCUUUUCCCUGUCUUUACCGACCGCGUGGGACAUGUUCUUUCUUCUUCUUGGUCUUCUUCUUCUUCUUCUUCUUCUUCUUCUUCAUUUUUCUUACUGCUAAACUCGCACAUAGAUGAUGAUAUCCUGUCUUUUUUU
Messenger RNA from Exserohilum turcica Et28A, 1834 nucleotides. RefSeq lists its product as uncharacterized. The record is from RefSeq and is a predicted model, not a curated record. Gene Ontology annotation, cellular component: high-affinity iron permease complex. Lineage: Eukaryota; Fungi; Ascomycota; Dothideomycetes; Pleosporales; Pleosporaceae. The transcript is spliced from 3 exons. Bases 1 to 1653 code for a protein of 550 amino acids. Gene Ontology annotation, molecular function: copper ion binding; ferroxidase activity. Gene Ontology annotation, biological process: cellular response to iron ion starvation; reductive iron assimilation.